This is a messenger RNA of Leptosia nina, 1491 nucleotides long. Lineage: Eukaryota; Metazoa; Arthropoda; Insecta; Lepidoptera; Pieridae. The record is from the annotation of a GenBank genome assembly.
AUGAAGAAUACCUUUAGACAUUUUGAUACGCCGGUUAAGGCGGGGGAUUUACUUCUAAUGGAAGAACCAUUUGCUUACACAUUGUCAUCGAAGGAAAGUGGAAAACGAUGUGAUCAUUGCUUUCAAAAUUGUAGGGUGUUGAAAUGUUCCGGUUGUCAAUUUGUUUAUUACUGUGGAAAAUCAUGUCAAAGAGAAGCUUGGAGUGAACAUAAGUGGGAAUGCGCCAACUUCAAGAGGGUGGCACCAAAAGUAGUACCCGACGGAGCGAGGAUGUUAGCUAAAAUAAUUAAUCGGUUACGUCGAGGUGAUGGAAAUUCGUAUAAAGCGUUUUACACGCCCACUUCUUUCAGAAUGUGGAAGGACCUCAUGUCACACUACUCAGACUUAAAAAAGGACAAAAAACGUAUGGAUCACUUCACAACAUUGGGCGUGGUUUUAUAUGAGUUUUUGAAAGACAUAUCACUACCAAACACAGUGGACCUCAUUGGAUUGUAUGGCAGAAUGGUUAUCAACAGCUUCACAAUCUUAGAUAUAGAUAUGAAUUCUAUAGGCACCGGCAUUUAUAUCGCCGCUUCGAUCAUAGAUCACAGUUGUAAUCCUAAUGCUGUCGCAACUUUCGACGGAAAAACCAUUAAUAUUAGAGCAAUCAGGGAUAUGCCUAAAUUGGACUGGAAACAGAUACGCAUAUCGUAUAUAGACCUAAUGAAAACGCCAUUCGAACGACAGAUGGAGCUUUUAGAGAACUAUUACUUCGUGUGCGAUUGUGACAGGUGCAUGGAUAAGGAUCAGCUAAAGUACCUCCAUGCCGCCAAGUGUUUAAAUAUGAAAUGCGACAAUCCUGUUAAUAUAAAAUGGAAAGACGACUGUGUGCUAGUUAAAGAAGUAGAAAAAAGUAAACUGUCAAAUGUCAAAAGUACUAGCAAUGAAAAAGACAGUACGAGUAAUGGAGAUAUGGAAGAUAAAAAUCCGAAUAAAAAGGAUGUACAUAGCCCAAAUGUAGGUAAUACUACAGUUUCUAACGUUGAUAGUAGCAAAAAUUCAGAUAGUUUACCAGCAACAAAUAACGAAAAUGCAGAUGUUGGUACAUCCACAAACAACGAGAAUGUUUGUACAGAAGAAGACACUAAAACAGCCACAGACAAUACAGAUAAUGUAAACGAAGAUAAUCAUAAAAAUGGCGACAUCCAAGAAACAAAUAAAGAAGUUAAUGGCAUUUGUUCUGAAUGCGGUACAAAGUACACUGAACAGGAUAUUGAUACAUUCUUAGAUGCCAUGGACUUAUCGGAUGCUCAUUUGCAAAAUAUGAAGACAACUACGGUAGCUUAUGUGGAAGUAUGUAAAUAUUGCUUAGAAAAACAGCAGGGCGUGUUGCAUCCAUUAAAUGUAUUCCACGCACAGAUGUUAGAGCAGGCAUUUGACGCGUAUAUACAGGUGCGUUUGUGGCAACAAGCUUGCGUCUACGCAGAACAAUUGUUACCUUGCUUUAGGUAA